GUGGAAGAAAGGGAGGAAGAGGAGGAGGCGGAAAAGGCGGAGGAGGCGUGGAGGGGCUGCCGGGCCGGGACAUGGAGCAGCGCGAGGGGGGCUGAGCGGUUUCCAGGAUGUUGCAGGUCCCGCUGCCGCUGGAUCGGGACGGGAUCCUGUUCCGGCUGCGUUUCACCACGCUGGCCCUGGGGACUGUGUUCUGCCCCCUCUUUGGCUUCCUCUUCUGUGUGAUCUGGUCUCUGCUCUUCAACUUCCGUGAGACGACUGCGACGCACUGUGGGGUGCCCAACUACCUGCCGUCCAUCAGCGCGGCCAUCGGGGGCGAGACCCCGCAGCGCUACGUGUGGCGCCUGUGCAUCGGCCUGCACUCGGCCCCGCGCGUCCUCGUGGCCGUGGCCUACUGGAACCACUACCAGAGCUGCCACUGCCCGCACCCCCGCUACCUGCGCCUGUGCCACAUCACCCUGCUGCUCAACCUGCUCGAGAACUUCGCCCUCCUCAUCCUCACCUACGUGUCCUCCACCGAGAACUAUGUAAUCCACGAAAAUGCCUUCAUCGUGUUCAUCACGUCGGCCCUGGGCCACAUGCUGCUCACCUGCAUCCUCUGGAGAAUGACUAAGAAACACACAGUAAGUCCCGAGGAGCGCAAGUCGUACAAGUGGAAGCAGCUGCUCUUCUUCUCCACCUUCAUCACGUUCGCGUUCGCCGUGUGCGUUUACUUCCACCACAACUGGUACUGCGGCCCUGGAGUGUACACUGUCUUCGCCUUCCUGGAGUACCUGGUUGUCCUCUCCAACAUGGCCUUCCACAUGACUGCCUUCUGGGACUUCGGCAACAAGGAGCUGGUGGUGAGCUCGCUGCUGGAGGACAAGCACUUCUAGCCGGCCCUGCUGCUGGGGGCUCCUGUUCCCUGUCCUGCCGGGCCGGGCUGUGUGCUGUGAGCUGCUGCCAGGAUCAUCCCCAGAGCCCAGGAGUGUCUGUCCCCAGCUGCACCUGCAGCUCUGCUCCGGGGGAGCUGCGGGAUCUUCCCGGGGAGCCCCCGUCCUGCUCCCAACAGCUCCAGGAGGGCAGCACAGGAGGAACAGGGACCUGCUGCCUGCUGCUUUGGAGGAUGCUGCUCUGGUAUCGGGGCACGGGGCCCAGCCCUGCCCGGUCCUUUCUUGGCCUGUGGAGGUCUCACGGUUCCUCCUUCAGGCUGGGUGUCUUGGGGCAAGUCCUCAAAAAGGGCUGGGGCAGGGUCCUGGCCCAUCUGUGCCUGACUUCUCAGGAGGGGAGCAGGAAGGUGCUGGGCUGUGCAGGGAGUGCUCAGAGCAGGGUGGGAGCACACAGGGCAGAGCGGGUGCUGGGAGCAUCCAUGUCUCACUCCUGCCUUUCCCAGAAGCCCCCCAGCAGCACAGGCUGCUCCAGGGGUGCUGUGCCCAUUCCAACCCAGUCUGAGGAGGAAGGGUGAGUGUGCUGGUGCUGGAGGUCUUUGCCCCGUGUCCCCGUGGGUUCCCCUGUGCUGUGGGGCUGGAGCUGGGGUUCAGCAGUGCCCCCAGUGUGCAGCUGUGGCUGCCAGGGCACAGGGGACAUGGCUGGAUGGCAGAUGGCGGCUGCAGUGUCCCUGAGCUCCUCCUGCAAUGCUGCUGGAAGGGGCACCGGGAGCUGUCUUGAUUUUGGGGAGGUCUGCACUUGCCAGGGCUCAUCCCACCCCACGCUUGGCCAGGAAGGACCAGCAUGGGACCCUCACGUGAGCACAGCCACCACCGAGAGUCCCUGGGCAGUCCCAGGGCUGGGCAGAGCCUCCUCCAGCGGGAGCUGCGGGGCCCUGGCAGAGCCGGGGCUGGGCUGGCUUUGAGCAGGUCCUGCCGCACGUGUCCAUCGUCAGUGUCCCCAUCCAUGGGCUCCAUCCGUGUCCCUGCAUGCGUGUGCCGCGCUGCCCCCGCAGCGCCUUGGCUUUGAGGUGGAAAUAAAGCACUAAGUAUUUUUGUGA
This is a messenger RNA of Hirundo rustica (Barn swallow), 1963 nucleotides long. It is a transcript of the gene PGAP2, whose product is annotated as post-GPI attachment to proteins 2. The coding region runs from base 108 to 872 and encodes 254 amino acids. The record is from RefSeq and is a predicted model, not a curated record. Lineage: Eukaryota; Metazoa; Chordata; Aves; Passeriformes; Hirundinidae. The transcript has 6 exons. Gene Ontology annotation, biological process: GPI anchor biosynthetic process. Gene Ontology annotation, cellular component: Golgi membrane; endoplasmic reticulum membrane.